UUCAUUCGUACCCCGACGAGGAGUUUUACUGAAACUUGCGAGGACCCUACCAAGCGCAUACAAGACUGGCCUGAUCGAGUCCAUCCAAAUCGACUGGUUCCACGUUCGAUCACAGGCCAAUUCGGCUGAACUCAGGGCAGUUGUUGUGUGCACUUGGGUCCCGGUGUUGGCGGCGUACCGAAAGGAGACCAUCUGGUCCGCGGUGUCGCGUCGCAUCGUGCGUUCGCCCAAUAGCUGGGUCUGGUCGUGCCGGUGGGGCGAACCGGCGAAGAAGUGGGGGAGGAAGACCGUAUUAGACACGGGGGGCAGCGACUCCGCCUACCGCGAGCCGCGCCACAGGGGGCCGGGAAUUUCCACGGGCGAUGUGCUCGCCCGCCGGCGCACCCGCUGCCCUUGUCUCGCGCGUCGCGCCGCCGGGGGCGGCGGCCCGAUUGGUCCUCCUUGUUUAGGCACCGUCCUUUGGCCCCAUCCGAGCCGAGCCAAGGCGCCAUGAGCUCCUCCCCCGUGGCGCGCCUCCUCUUGCCACUGCUCCUGUGCGCCGGCGCGCUCGGAUUCUUGUCUCGCUGCCAUGGCGCCCGCGACGCUGAGGCGCCCCGCUACGUCACCGUCUCCGCCGCCAGCUUCAAGCCGGGGUCGACGUGCAGAGACCCGGACCCAGGUUUCAGUUGCGCCGCGGCGGAACGGCACGUCGGCCGUGCUGCGGCUGACGCACCGGCACGGGCCGUGCGCCCCCGCGCGGGCGUCCUCGCUAGCGGCCCCGUCGGUCGCCGACACGCUGCGCGCGGACCAGCGGCGGGCGGAGUACAUACUGAGGAGGGUGUCCGGUGCCGGCGCGCAGCAGCUGGUUGGAUCCAAGGCGGCGGCGACGGUGCCGGCGAGCUGGGGCUACGACAUCGGCACGCUCAACUACGUGGUGACGGCGAGCCUCGGCACGCCGGGUGUGGCGCAGACGCUUGAGGUGGACACCGGCAGCGACCUGUCGUGGGUGCAGUGCAAGCCGUGCGCGGCGUCGUCGUGCUACAGCCAGAAGGACCCGCUCUUCGACCCCGCCCGGUCGUCGUCGUACGCCGCCGUGCCGUGCGGCGGGUCCGCGUGCGCGGGGCUGGGCCUGUACGCGUCCGGCUGCUCGGCGGCGCAGUGCGGGUACGUGGUCAGCUACGGCGACGGGUCCAACACCAGGGGCGUGUACGGCUCCGACACGCUGACGCUGACGGCGACGGACGCGGUGCAGGGGUUCCUCUUCGGCUGCGGCCACGCGCAGAGCGGGCUGCUCACCGGCAUCGACGGACUCCUCGGCCUCGGCCGCCUGCCGGUGUCGCUCGUGGGGCAGACGGCGGGCGCGUACGGCGGGGCCUUCUCCUACUGCCUCCCGACGAAGCCGUCCACCACGGGAUACCUUACGCUUGGCGGCGCGGCGAGCGCAGCGGCGCCGGGGUUCGCGACGACGCAGCUGCUGACGUCGCCGGGCGCGCCGACGUACUACAUCGUGAUGCUGACGGGCAUCAGCGUGGGCGGGCAGGCGCUGAGCGUGCCGGCCUCGGCGUUCGCGGGCGGGACGGUGGUGGACACGGGCACGGUGGUCACCCGGCUGCCCCCGGCGGCGUACGCGGCGCUGCGGUCCGCGUUCCGCUCCGGGAUGACGGCGUACCCAUCGGCGGCGCCGAACGGGAUCCUGGACACGUGCUACGACUUAUCCGGGUACAGCACCGUGACGCUCCCCAGCGUGGCGCUGGUGCUGAGCAGCGGCGCGACCCUGACGCUGGGCGCGGACGGGAUCCUGUCGUUCGGGUGCCUGGCGUUCGCGGCCAGCGGCAGCGACGGCGGCAUGGCCAUCCUCGGGAACGUGCAGCAGCGCUCGUUCGAGGUGCGCAUCGACGGCGACUCCGUCGGGUUCAGGCCCGGCGCCUGCUGAUCCUCACCCAUUCGCUCAUCGAUUAACAGCCGGUGCCGGCCGGCGAUUAGCUUCUGAUUAAUUACAAUCUAGUACUAGUAGAAACAAGUAUGCGUGUACGCACACGAGAGUACACAGAUACAUACAUGACAGCAGUAUACAUACAGACUUACAGAGUAUACAUGACAGCAUACACGACAGUUGGAUGCAUGUCGGUGAAA
This is a messenger RNA of Panicum hallii, 2112 nucleotides long. RefSeq names its product aspartyl protease family protein At5g10770-like. NCBI's taxonomy places the organism in Eukaryota, Viridiplantae, Streptophyta, Magnoliopsida, Poales, Poaceae. The transcript is spliced from 2 exons. Gene Ontology annotation, biological process: proteolysis. The record is from RefSeq and is a predicted model, not a curated record. Bases 569 to 1912 code for a protein of 447 amino acids. Gene Ontology annotation, molecular function: aspartic-type endopeptidase activity.